This is a messenger RNA of Hypanus sabinus (Atlantic stingray), 3356 nucleotides long. RefSeq names its product cyclin-dependent kinase 15 (gene cdk15). Lineage: Eukaryota; Metazoa; Chordata; Chondrichthyes; Myliobatiformes; Dasyatidae. Gene Ontology annotation, biological process: protein phosphorylation. Gene Ontology annotation, molecular function: cyclin binding; cyclin-dependent protein serine/threonine kinase activity; ATP binding. The record is from RefSeq and is a predicted model, not a curated record. The transcript has 15 exons. Gene Ontology annotation, cellular component: cytoplasm; nucleus; cytosol. Bases 1345 to 2433 code for a protein of 362 amino acids.
UGGAAUUAAUUUGGGGACUGAGAUUAGUUCGGCACUGGAUUUAAUGUGUGAGAGUGUUUACAUUCUGUGCCGGCAUCAGUUUGCCUGUGUGGCGUAGAUGCUGUGGAGAGCUGCAUUUUCUUCUGCGCCCGGGAGGGAUAGUUAUUGCGAGCACACACACUGGGCCGACGUGCAGCGGAUCCUCCAUCCCGUUUUCCAGGCUGCAGCUGCCGGGGCAGGGCGACUGCCGUCUCCGGGCGGCUGCGGAUGGUGGGGGCAGGAGUUGUGGCGAGUCAAUGAACCGGACCCGGCGGCGUCGCUGGGAUGAAGAACCUCAGGCAGGCUGCUUCAGAGACUCUGGUUCGGUUAGCUGACUGAGGUUGCUGAGUCGCCGAGAAGUCCGUUUGUCUGCGAGCCCCGCCUGUACCACACGCUGCAGGCCCGGAAACCCUCUGGGCACAGGAACCGCAGCAACAGCAUUCCGAUAGGGUGCAAGAACUACACACAGGGUCACCAAUGGGUACACUGCAUCAACACUAACCUCUGUAUGACAGACCAGACCCUUUGACAGCCCUUUCCCCCAGUCCAUGAAACAACCCCUUCCCUCCUCUCUCAACCUGUGGCAACUGACCCUCCUCCAAACAGUACGUCAGCCUUGUCUCUCCCAGCCUGUAGGCAUCACUCCUUUGCCAACCUGAAGCAUAAUCCCUCUUCCCCCAUCUACAAAAGGGGUAUCCAGUGGGCCCUCAACCCUACCUGCCCCACUCUGCCCACUUACCAUUUUAUCUUAUUUAAGCAUCCUCCGCAGCUCCCUUAGUGUUAACAGUGACAGCCAAGGCUCAGUGGGUUGCAAUCUUGUCUCUGAAUCAGAAGGUUGUGGGCUCAAGUCCUACUCCAGAGACUUGAGCGUGUAAUCCUGGCUGCACUCCAGCGCAGCUCUGCACUGUCGAAGCUUUCGGACGGGAUGUUGAGUCGAAGCCCAGUUUACCCUUCUGGAAGAGCAGUGGAUUUCUCCCUGACAUCUCUCAACCAAACCAUCAAGUCAAUAGUUUGUUAUAGGAUCUUGCAUUGCGUAGACUGGCUCCGUCCUCUCCUACAUUACAGUAGUGACUACUCUUUAAAAGUGCUUCGUUGGCUGUGAAGUAAUUAGGAUUACCUUUAAGCCACAAAAGGUGGUAUAAAUUUACAGGUCUUCCUUUAUAGGAGAUUGUGAUCUCAGUUUCUUUCUUUCAGCAAACUGGCCUACGAUUUGGGACGGCAGCUUCUUACCUAAACCUAGAGAAACUCGGGGAAGGGUCCUAUUCCACGGUGUACAAGGGGAUCAGCAGGAUAAAUGGCAAUCUUGUAGCCUUGAAGGUGAUUAAGAUGCAGGAGGAAGAAGGCAUUCCUUUCACUGCAAUCCGUGAAGCAUCCCUUCUGAAGGGCUUGAAGCACAGCAAUAUUGUGCUCCUGCACGACAUUAUCCACACGCAGGAGAACCUGACCUUCGUCUUUGAAUAUGUGCAAACAGACCUUGCCCAGUACAUGACCCAGCACCCAGGAGGGCUACACACACACAAUGUCAAGCUCUUUCUCUUCCAGCUGCUGCGCGGCCUGGCGUACAUCCAUCGCUGCCACAUUCUGCACCGUGACCUCAAGCCACAGAACCUGCUCAUCAGCUGUGUGGGAGAACUCAAGCUUGCAGAUUUUGGAUUGGCAAGAGCGAAGUCUGUGCCCAGCCAGACAUACUCAUCACAGGUGGUGACCCUCUGGUAUCGGCCUCCAGAUGUUCUUCUAGGAGCCACAGAUUAUUCCACUGGCCUGGAUGUAUGGGGUGCUGGCUGUAUAUUCGUCGAGAUGAUAGAAGGUUCUCCGGCUUUCCCUGGUGUGUCUGAUAUCACGGAGCAGCUCCAGAGAAUUUGGGCAGUCUUGGGUGUCCCAACAGAGGAGAGUUGGCCCGGAGUCACUGCCCUCCCAAACUACAGAGCAGAGCACUUUUUGCCACAACCACUUCAGAAACUUGGCCACAUUUGGAAAAGAUUGGGUCUGGUUCCACAAGCAGAGAGCCUGACUUCGCGGUUACUCCAGUGCUAUCCACGGAACAGAAGCUCGGCAGAGGAUGCCCUUGCACACCAGUACUUCAGCACCCUGCCCCCUGCACUCUUCCAGCUCCCUGACAAGAACACGUCAUGGAGAUGCUGUGACCAUCUGCGUCGAGGAGAGGAUACUGGAGGUCAUUGGAGCCUCAGACUGCCCUGUGAGAGGCAGGAUGGUGAGGAAUCCUGGACAGAUGAUACAAUUGCUUAUCAGCAACACACACGGCAAACAACGUUCAGUCAUAGUGACUUCGUCUCAACAAACUGUCAGUUAUGCAGGUGGUGGAAGUUACUCAGGAGUACCGUAGCAGGACUUUGCAGACCAGGCACCAGCUCAGGCCACUCCUGUGUCGUUGGGGCCAGUGAGAGGGCUGGCUGAGUCCUCCCCUGGUGACCAAUGUUUCACAAUGGUUUCCAUAUUCAGCGUAGCUGGAGUUCGGCUUGAGCCUGAAGCACGGAAUGCUUUUCAUCCCUUUCGGAAGGACAAGUGCACAUCAAUCCUUGCCUGAUGUGGAAAAUGAAAGGUGCAGCUUGUUUCCGUGUGUGAGAGAUAUCCACAUUCAACCAUGCAGACCAUCAAGAGACUGAAGAUCCCCUGUAUCCUGGCCUCAUCCUCCUUAGCUCAUAGUAGACUGACUUAUACACUGCUUUGCCAGGGAGUAUUUGAUGGGACAGUUGAGAGAGAACUUUACUCUGGAUCAAACUUGUGCUAUAUUUGCACUGUGUUUACUGGGACAGUGUAAGCAGGAGGGAGGGAUGAGAGUUGGACUGUAUAUUUAACCCUUGCUGUACCUGUCCUGGGCGUGGUUGGUUGAUGGGAUGCUGUAAAGGAUCUCCACUACAUAUCGAAUGUAGGUCAACCCAUCCUGGAACUGCUCGAAGGGACAAUGCAAAGGGUGGUUCACUCUGCAUCUUACUCUUGUGCCUGUCCUGUGAAUGUUUGAUGGGACUGUGUAAAGGCAAGUAGAAGUCUGUACCUGACUCAUCCUGUGCCUCCCCUGGGAGUGCUCGAUAUAACAAUGUAGAGGGAGUUUUAUACUCUGUACCUAACUUGUGCACUACUAUCCUGAAUUUGACAGGACAGAGUAAAUGGGUAUUGGCGCUGUACGUAAUGUAUGCUGUACCCCGCACUAAGAAUGUCGGAUUGAACAAUGCAGAUACCGUGUCAAUUCCAUGCUGUACCUGUUCUAUUGGUGUGCUGUUGUUUGGCAGAAAUUCAGGUGGUUUUCAUUUUUCAUUUGGAUCAACUGUUCCCACCGAGGAGCUUGUUGCAUAAAUAUCAUUAAAGAACAUAAUAUAUUA